This is a messenger RNA of Manis javanica (Malayan pangolin), 3222 nucleotides long. RefSeq names its product protein kinase C and casein kinase substrate in neurons 1 (gene PACSIN1). The record is from RefSeq and is a predicted model, not a curated record. Lineage: Eukaryota; Metazoa; Chordata; Mammalia; Pholidota; Manidae. Gene Ontology annotation, cellular component: cytoplasm; endosome; plasma membrane. Gene Ontology annotation, biological process: regulation of endocytosis; neuron development; cytoskeleton organization. Gene Ontology annotation, molecular function: phospholipid binding; protein binding.
UCCGCAGUUCUGGAGCUGCUGCCUUCCUGAGAAGCCGGUGGAGGGAACCCAAGAGGACAGAGCCCCCAGCCCGGGCGCCAGGCCCCCUCCCCACCUGCCACCACGGAGGAGGAGGAGGACAGCCAGCCCCUCCGGCCCUGGCCUGGCCCAGCAGGGGCAGUGUGCUCCUACCUGCCCCUGGCUUGGUGCCCAGCCAGGCCCAGAGUCCCUGAGGAGGGGGCCCCAUGCUGAGGGCAGAACUGUCAUGAGGGCUCAAGGAGGAAGACCUGGAACUGGACCCUGAGGGUUGCCCAAGAGGAGAGGAAGGGGACCCCAAGAGAAGCAGGACACCUGGCAACAGGACAGGUGGCAUCCAGGAUUCCCCUCUUGUGAGAUUCUUUGGUUGUGUCACCAACAUUAUCAACAUUUAUUGGGCACCUACUGUGUGCAGCGCAUGAACAGCCCAACCUGCUGAUCAUCGCUCUGCAUCAGUCCAGCCCCCCACGGCCACACCAUGUCUGGCUCCUACGACGAGGCCUCACUAGCUCCAGAGGAGACCACUGACAGCUUCUGGGAGGUGGGGAACUACAAGCGGACGGUGAAGCGCAUCGAUGACGGGCACCGCCUGUGCAACGACCUGAUGAACUGCGUGCAGGAGCGCGCCAAGAUCGAGAAGGCGUACGCGCAGCAGCUCACCGACUGGGCCAAGCGCUGGCGUCAGCUCAUCGAGAAAGGCCCACAGUAUGGCAGCUUGGAGCGGGCCUGGGGCGCCAUAAUGACAGAGGCAGAUAAGGUGAGUGAACUGCACCAGGAGGUAAAGAACAACCUUCUGAACGAGGACCUGGAGAAGGUCAAGAACUGGCAGAAGGACGCCUAUCACAAGCAGAUCAUGGGCGGCUUCAAGGAGACCAAGGAGGCUGAAGAUGGCUUCCGCAAGGCCCAGAAGCCCUGGGCCAAGAAGAUGAAGGAGCUAGAGGCAGCCAAGAAGGCCUACCAUCUGGCCUGCAAAGAGGAGAAGCUGGCCAUAACACGGGAGAUGAAUAGCAAGACGGAGCAGUCAAUCACCCCUGAACAGCAGAAGAAGCUGCAGGACAAAGUGGACAAGUGCAAGCAGGAUGUGCAGAAGACGCAGGAGAAGUAUGAGAAGGUGCUAGAUGAUGUGGGCAAGACCACACCCCAGUACAUGGAGGGCAUGGAGCAGGUGUUCGAACAGUGCCAGCAAUUUGAGGAAAAGCGACUGGUCUUCCUCAAGGAGGUGCUGCUGGACAUCAAACGUCACCUCAACCUAGCUGAGAAUAGCAGCUACAUCCACGUGUACCGGGAGCUGGAGCAGGUCAUCCGGGGGGCCGACGCCCAGGAUGACCUCAGAUGGUUCCGCAGCACUAGCGGCCCAGACAUGCCCAUGAACUGGCCCCAGUUUGAGGAAUGGAACCCAGACCUCCCUCACACCACCACCAAGAAGGAGAAACAGCCCAAGAAGGCAGAGGGGGUGAUGCUGACCAACGCCACUGGGGUGGUGGAGCCCACAUCCCAGGCAGGGGACCGUGGCAGUGUCAGUAGCUAUGACAGGGGCCAGCCUUAUGCCACCGAGUGGUCGGACGACGAGAGCGGGAACCCAUUUGGGGGCAAUGAGGCCAACGGGGGUUCCAACCCCUUCGAGGACGACGCCAAGGGGGUGCGUGUGCGGGCACUCUACGACUACGACGGCCAGGAGCAAGAUGAGCUCAGCUUCAAGGCGGGAGAUGAGCUCACCAAGCUGGGCGAGGAGGACGAGCAGGGUUGGUGCCGCGGGCGGCUGGACAGCGGGCAGCUGGGUCUCUACCCAGCCAACUACGUGGAGGCCAUCUAGCUGCCCUUCUGCCCUCCGCACUUCCCCCCUCCGUCACCCACAGCCUCCCCUCCCUUCUCACUCUCGUCUCCCUCCCCUUGCCAUAGAGUUCCAGACAUAUUUUCCGACCAAGCUUUUAUUUUUUUAAAAGUUAAAACAGGACAAAACAAAAAUUACAAAGAGACAGAGCACUCUCAGGGCCGCCCGGAGGCCAGGGUGGUGGGACUUGCGGUGAUGGCUCCAGCGUAGGCGAGGGUUUGGGGACUUAGCGCAACAGAGACAUCACGUCUGCUCUUCAGAUCCCACCAAAGAGUCUCCGGGGCCCUGAGGGAUGACUCCUGGACCCUUCGCCCCUGUCCCACUGCCCCCACCCUACCUCAGCCCUGCCCUCCCUCCUCAGGCCGCCAGCACCUGCCCCCAUUCCCUGGGCCUGGUUUUCCCCACCUCUGCCUCCUGUCCACCCUGCUGCCCUUCCACAACCGCCCUUUUCAAAGGCCUCCACUCCAGACCCCAGAAAAAGGAGGCCUCCCAGUCUGUAGUCUUCCACUGCCUUGGGGAGUGCCCUUCUAGUUCACCCCUAAGGAUUGGGGGGCCUGAGGAGGAAUGGUCACUCUCCUCCCCCUUAGAGAUUCCCAGGAAUCCCCAGGCUCCCCCAGACACAAAGAGGAGUAAGCUGGACUUGGUGACAGUCGGUGGUGUGGAGGAGGGUGAGAGAAGGGGCAGCAGUCCGCCGCCUUCCCAGGCCAGGCUUGGCGCCGCUGAGGGACGGCGACUCCGCCGGGGCCCUUCAUCCUGUGGGCACAGGCUCCUCCUCAGGGCCACACCCCUCCGGCACUCGCAGAGACCCCGCUCCCUCUCAGAAGUCCUCAGGCUGAGGGGAGGGGCCUCAACGCCCCGGGCACAGCCGGCGACAGUAGCAGCCUCCUCCCGUUUCUUGGGGAGGAGAGCAUCGCCCGCCCAUUCUGCCUCCCUCCCUCCUUGUCCGUCUAAAACCGCAGAAUCACUAGGCGCAGCCAACCUCCACGAGACUCCCCAUCCCUCUCUCCUCCUCUCUGGCAUGCCUGGGGAGACACUGCAGGCCCAGGGAAGCUUCCAGCCUGGGGAGAGCCUGCAGCCAAUGGGAGAGGCAUGGGGUUGGCAGGGGGGAGAGCCCUGGCCCUCAGGAGCAGAACAGUCAUCCUGUCUUUCUUCCUUGUCCCCCGCCUGCCAAACCCAGCGCUAGUCCCUGGAGCCACACUCCCCUUGCUGGCAGCCUCUCCAUAUCUCCAAGCUUGGGUCUCAGUUAAAGGACUUUUGGGGAUGGGAGGAGGCAAAGGGCCUGCCCAGAACAGGAGUGUUUCCCAUGGUUGGUGAAAGUGGUGCUGGAUUACCAAGUAUCCAUACCAAGUAUGGCCUCCCCCUGGGAAUGGGUGGUG